Molecule: messenger RNA, 4059 nt
Organism: Oncorhynchus masou masou (cherry salmon)
Lineage: Eukaryota; Metazoa; Chordata; Actinopteri; Salmoniformes; Salmonidae
Product: transcriptional-regulating factor 1-like
Exons: 12
Coding region: 941-2299 (452 amino acids)
Biological process (GO): regulation of transcription by RNA polymerase II; negative regulation of DNA-templated transcription
Cellular component (GO): transcription regulator complex; histone deacetylase complex
Molecular function (GO): transcription corepressor activity
Source: RefSeq, a predicted model, not a curated record
CUCCUCACCCUCCUCACCCUUGUACCCUGGUCCCCAGUCUUACUCCAACCCUUACUUUUUCCCUCACUUCCACUCUCAUCCCAACUCUAACUUUAACUCUCACCCUCAAUCCUAUCCCAGAUCUAAUCCCCAUCUUCAUUCCAAUCCCAGCUCUAAUCCCCAUCUUCAUUCCAAGUACAGCCUCUUCCCCAAACCCAACCCUGCCUACAGCCACAACCCCAACCCCAGCCCCAACCCUAACCCCAACCCUACCUACAGCCCCAACCCUAACCCUACCUACAGCCCCUACCCUAACCCUAAUCCUACCUACAGCUCCAAGCCUAACCCCAACCCCACCUACAGCCCCAAACCUAACCCCACCUAUAGCCCAAACCCUGUCUCCAACCCUAACCCUAACCCCAACCCCAACCCUAACCCUAACCCCAAACCCAACCCUAACCCUACCUAUAGCCCAAACCCUAUCCCCAACCCUAACUCCAACCCCAACCCCACCUACAGCCCCAACCCUAACCCUACCUAUAGCCCAAACCCUAUCCCCAACCCUAACCCCAAACCCAACCCCAAACCCAACCCUAACCCUAACCCCAAACCCAACCCGACCUACACCCCCAACCCUACCUGCAGCCCCAACCAUAACCCCAAACCUACCUACAGCCCAAACCUCAACCCUAACCCUACCUACAGCCCAAAUCCUAACACCACUUACAGCCCCAAUUCUAACCCUACCUACAGCUCCCACCCUAACCAUAGUCCCUACUCUUAUCCUCACCUCAGCCCUCAAUCCAGCCCCAUACCCCAUCCUAACCAGCCCAGCCCAAGCCCUUCCUAUAUUACCUACCCUAACCCUAGCCCUAGAUGCAGCCCUCUCUACCUCUCUCCCCCUCUCCUCCUGCAUGGGGGGUGGGAGUCAGAGAGGGGGGUAAGUCCAGCCGUCCAGCAGAUGACCACAGAGAGGAGAGGACCACACGUGAACCACCUGAAUCAAUUCAAUCACUUGAACCAUUUGAAUCAAUUGAACCAUCUGAAGCCUCUCGACUUGCCCCCAGCACAGCAGACACAGAUGACAUUGACAGAACAUUUGGGAAACUAUGAGACACCAAACUGCAGGUUGAUGUGUUCUGUGUGUCAGAGGGACUUUAAGAGUCUUCCUGCUCUUAACGGACACAUGCGCUCUCACAGAGGACUCCGAGGACAGCCCGGCAGGUCACAAACAUACAGGACGCAGAAGGAAGGGGUGAUUCCAGGGUCUCCUGUCCCCAUAGUGAUGCCCGUCUCUGUGCCCGUCAGACUCCCUGCCUCCCCAUUUCCAUGCCUGGAAGAGGAGCACCAAGAGGGGGAGGAUGAGGGAAGGAGGGGAUGGAAAGAAAGGAAACAAGAAAAGAGGAUGUAUCCCCAUUGCCACUCUGCUCUUGUCCUGCACCGCCAGUCCACUAGGGGUGCUAUGGUGUUCCAGAGUGUUCUGCGUUCAAUUGUUCAACUGACCAACUACACCCCUCCUCCCAUGCUGAGGCCAGACAGGGAUGGAACUGGGCUAUACUGCUCUCUAACCACAAGUGAUGGUGACAUGCUAAUGUCCGGGGAGCAUCCAAUAAAGAUCAAACCGAGGAUCAACGUGGGGAUUGGAUUUCAGGCUGAUGUCCCACCUCUUCAGGACCAAAGACACUCUCACUCAGACACCCACAAAGCACUGGUGUUGUGGACGCCCUGGGAUGCCCUGGAGAACUCAUCCACCCAGCACAGAGUGGAGUGUCUGUUGAUGAUGUCAUGUUCCAGUGUGUGUCCGGGGGGCGGGACUAACUCUGAGUACGCCCUGCACAGCCUAUCCGAGAGCAGAGGAGACUUCCUGGUAACGCUGGAGAAGAUGCUCCUUCACCACUGGCCAAUGACAGCCAACUCUCUCUCCUCCUACCACUACGCAGGGAGUGAUACAUGGAGUCCAGUGGAGAAGAGGUUGGUGAAGAAAGCCUUCAUGAUGUACCAGAAGGACUUCCACCGCAUUCAGAAAACGGUGGGGACUAAGUCAGUGUCUCAGUGUGUAGAGUAUUACUACACCUGGAAGAGGAGGCUGCGUCUAAAUGUAAGGACCCCGGUCGGGCUGGCCAGCACACUGCCUGAGGUCUAUCCAUCUCAGCCCACCAUGAAUGGUAAGAUGGGGCUCCACACCAUUUCGACACAGAAUGCCUGCCAACCGAUUCACAGUGGCUCCUCCUGUCCCCGGCUCCAGCUCCAGUCCCAGACCGAGCAACUCUGCCCCCAGCGCCAAGCUACACACUCAGCCUACCCCUCCAUACCCCUGUAGGGCAUGUGCCAUGGUGUUCUCUAAAGUGAAGAGUCAUAAUGCUCACUUGAAGACACAUCGCCAUGAAGACACAUCGCCAUGAAGACACAUCACCAUGAAGACACAUCACCAUGGAGACACAUCACCAUGAAGACACAUCACCAUGGAGACACAUCACCAUGAAGACACAUCGCCAUGAAGACACAUCGCCAUGGAGACACAUCACCAUGAAGACACAUCACCAUGAAGACACAUCACCAUGAAGACACAUCACCAUGGAGACACAUCGCUAUGAAUACACAUCGCCAUGAAGACACAUCGCCAUGAAGACCAUCAAGAGGAGCUGCACUGACCCUAAACCCUAGACCAGCAUUGACCCUGAACCCUAAACCCUAAACCCUACACCAGCACUGACCCUAAACCCUAAAUCCUACACCAGCACUGACCCUAAACCCUAAACCAGCACUGACCCUAAACCCUACACCCAACACCAGCACUGACUCUAAACCCUAAACCCUACACCAGCACUGACCCUAAACCCUAAACCCUACACCAGCACGGACCCUAAACCCUAAACCCUACACCAGCACGGACCCUAAACCCUAAACCAGCACUGACCCUAAACCCUAAACCCUACACCCAACAACAGCACUGACCCUAAACCCAAAAACCCUACACCCAACACCAGCACUGACCCUAAACCCUAAACCCUACACCAGCACUGACCCCAAACCCUAAACCCUAAAUCCUACACCAUCACUGACCCCAAACCCUAAACCCUAUACCCGCACUGACCUUAAACCCUAAACCAGCACUGACCCUAAACCCUACACCCUAAACCAGCACUGACCCUAAACCCUAGACCAGCACUGACCCUAAACCCUACACCCAACAACAGCACUGACCCUAAACCCUAAACCCUACACCAGCACUGACCCUAAACCCUAAACCCUACACCAGCACUGACCCCAAACCCUAAACCCUAUACCAGCACUGACCCUAAACCCUAAACCCUACACCCAACAUCAGCACUGACCCUAAACCCUAAACCCUACACCAGCACUGACCCUAAACCCUAAACCCUACACCAGCACUGACCCUAAACCCUACACCCUCCACCAGCACUGACCCUAAACCCUAAACCCUAUACCAGCACUGACCCUAAACCCUACACCAGCACUGACCCUAAACCCUACACCCUCCACCAGCACUGACCCUAAACCCUAAACCCUACACCAGCACUGACCCUAAACCCUACACCCUACACCAGCACUGACCCUAAACCCUAAACCCUACACCAGCACUGACCCUAAACCAUCAGGACAAGCCCUCUACUGCCCUCUACUGUCCAACUCAUUACCUAGAUCCCCAGGGCCGGAUACCUUUUGAGCGACUGGGGCCAAAGUACGGUACAGGGCCUGGUUUCCCCAAAACCAUCUUAAGACUAAGUUCACUGCUAGAACCUUCGUAGGAGCAUUGUUACAUCUCCGUAACCCAUCGUUAAUAACGUAGCACUUAAAACGAAAACGCUGGUAAUCUAAACGGAUCACACGUAGAACGUCGUCAUUAUGUUUUGUUGCCCUCCCCUUAGCCACUUCAUAUGCGUACUCGCUCCGGAAAUAGGAAAAAUAUUAUUUUUGUAUUUUCUCCAGUUAAGUUCAAUUAUAUUCCUAUUACUAAAAUAUCAUACGAUAUAAAAUAAAGAUAUACCUUGUCUGCUAAAUGAACAAGCCCUUACGGCCUAUAGAAUGGCUCAUAGCCAGGCCAACUCAUACCGUUUU